Molecule: messenger RNA, 1227 nt
Organism: Laccaria bicolor S238N-H82
Lineage: Eukaryota; Fungi; Basidiomycota; Agaricomycetes; Agaricales; Hydnangiaceae
Exons: 6
Biological process (GO): regulation of membrane potential; proton export across plasma membrane; intracellular potassium ion homeostasis
Cellular component (GO): plasma membrane
Molecular function (GO): sodium:proton antiporter activity
Source: RefSeq, a predicted model, not a curated record
AAGUUUGAUGUUACGACUCCCCAUAUCAUCUAUGCCUGUCUCGGCGGGUUCAUCGUUUUGUUUGGCAUGUUUUCCCUCUUUUUACGAGGAAGAUUGUACAUCGGAGAAGCAUGUUGGGCUUUUAUUUUCGGUAUCAUCAUCGGUCCCUACGCACUCGACAUAUUCAACCCUCGCACGUGGGGCAACGGAUCAGCAGAAGCCACCAACAUGAUCACCCUCGAAUUCACCUGCGUCGUACUAGCCAUUGGCGUAUUCGCUAUCGGAGUCGAGCUUCCAAAAGUUUACAUGCUACAGCAUUGGAAGUCAUUAUUCUUCCUCCUCGUCCCUGUCAUGACCUGGGGGUGGUUAGUAUCUGCAGGCUUAAUCUGCGCCUUAAUCCCCGGCUUAAACUUCCUAUCAAGUCUCGCAGUAGCCGCAUGCCUCACGCCUUCAGAUCCCAUCCUAGCAGCUGCAGUCGUAGGCGGGAAAUGGUGGGCCGACAAACACGUCCCAGCCCAUAUUCGACACUUGCUGGCAGCGGAGAGUGGGUGUAACGAUGGCGCGGCGUUCCCCUUCCUCUUCAUCGCCCUCUACCUCACGUUGGACGCUUCUACGGGUGCAGCUAUACGAGAUUGGUUCCUCAUUCUCUGGCUUUACCAGAUCGUCCUCGGCGCCGUCCUGGGCUCCCUCUUGGGCUUCAGCUUCCGCCACCUCAUGAAAUUCUGCCAACGCCACGACCUAAUCGAUCAGCACUCCUACGUAGCCCAAUACGUCUCCCUCGCCAUGCUCACAAUAGGCGUAACAAACCUCCUCAGCUCAGACGACCUCCUCGCUGCCUUUUUCUGCGGCACCGCUUUUGCAUGGGACGGGUUCUUCAAUCGUCAAACGGAAGAAUCGGUCUUUUCAAGCGUGAUUGACACACUAUUCAACGUCGCUGCAUUUAUAUUCGUAGGUGCUUGGAUGCUGUUUAACAAAUUCCAGGAUGCGGCGUUUACGUUGAGCGUGUGGAGGUUGAUUGUGGUUGCGUUGCUUGUGUUGCUGUUGAGGAGGAUACCGGUUAUUAUUGCGUGUUGUAGGUGGAUACCGGUUAUUAAUAAUUUUAGGGAGUCGGUGUUUUGUGGACAUUUUGGGCCUAUUGGGAUUGGUGCGCUUUCUUCCUUCCUCCCCCCUUGUCUUUUACUGAUUGAUGACGAUAGGUGGGAUAUUCAUAUCAACGCUCGCAACCCAAAUCAUCCACGAAUCCCUUGA